UAUUAACUCAGUUGUUUCAGCCAGGGCAGGAAUUUCCAGUAGACAAAAUAAAAUGCUAAUAUUUCCAGACAUAGCGCAAAGCACUUAAAAAAAACCCAACAACUUUAGCAAAUAGUUCUUUUUGAACAUAUGAAUAUUUAUACACCUUGUAUUUUUUAUUUUUUUUUCUAUUUUGUUGAAUUUGUUUCCAUUUGCACUGUGUUUCUUUUGCGAGACCUGACCACCGCAUCCAGUAUGACUUUCUGAUGUGUUUGGUCUCUCACUACAUGGACUCCUGGUGCUUUGGUAGCAGGCUGCCACUUGCACCCCGAGAUCUUCUGGGGAUGUAGGAGAGCUACAUGGUUCAGUCUCGAGCAGAGCAUAAGCCAUCGUUCAGGACGUUUCAGGUGCUGUGCCUUCGCCUCCCUGUGUACGUUAGCUGCCUUCAGAUCCUCCCGAGCGGAUAUCAAAAUGCGUUGGGCUUUUUAAAACACACCAACUUUUCUGCAACUUUCCCUAGCCCAGAGCCCCUUGCCCGAGCGUGCGUGCACGGGGGGAGCAGGAAUGCAGCGCUUCCCCCCGCUUCUUGCAGGGGCUGAUAGGUCAUUUAUUACCGGGGCUGGAGCGAGAUAAACAAGCCUCUCUCUUUUUGCCCCUCGUUAACAGCAACUUUCAUUGUUGGAGCGAGAAGAGCCUUCUCGGUUGACGUCACUUUUGGUUCGCGAAGCCUUCGCCUGCAAGGGAGGCUGAAUAAACCUCGAGGAGAGCAGCAGCUCCGCGCGGGCGCUGCUAGCAGGGGCGAGGGCGAGGGCGAGGGCGAGGCGGCCGCACCCGCACCCCCAGCCCGCCCCGGCGCUUCUCGGAGCGGUGGGCAGCCCGCCCACCCGCACCUGGCAAAGGGCAGCUCUGCCAGCCGCCAAGCUGAACAGCACUGUGCGUGCCUAUACAUGAACAGCAAGUCUGCUCUGACACGUAAUGAGGGUUGCCAACACUCCCGGAGUCUACCGGAAUCGGCAUCAAUCUCUUGGUGACUACUGAAGCUUGCAAAAAAGCAAUGUCACAGAACUGACCACAUUUAUCACAAUAUGGAGUCUGGAGAGCGGUUAACAUCAUCUGCCUCUUCUACCACAGCAACUUCAUCUCCUGCAUCUACUACACCUUCUGUCACUUCAGCAGUUUCAAAAAGUAGCCUUUCCACUGGAGCUGCAUCGCUUAGCUCUGCAGUCAACACAUGCGGACAUUUAUUCAGAACAGCUGGGGAUCAACCGUGUAACCUGUCCACAGUGUCGAGUGCCUUCCCAAUGGUCAGCCACCCAGUCUUUGGUCUACAUACAGCCAGCUCAGGGCAUUCAGAGUUUGGUGGCUUGGGAACACUUGGUACACCCACAGCCUUAGCAGCACAUCCCCAACUAGCACCUUUUCCAGGUACAGAAUGGUGGCGAACAACAGAUGUGCACACCCGUACAGGGGCAGCCUUUUUUCCACCACUGCUGGGAAUACCACCACUGUUUGCUCCUCCCACUCAGAAUCACGAUUCCACUUCAUUCCAUUCAAGAACUACAGGAAAAAAUAGUCGAAGCAGCAUAGAAAAAGGUGUGAAUGGAUCAGUAAAUGGAAACAGUACAACAUCUGUACCUGGCAUCAGUACAUCUGUAUUAUCUACUACCACUGCAAGCUCUGCAGGACAGGCAAAGGCUAUAACCUCAGGAGGGGGAAGUCACAAAUGCCACCAGGAUCAAAACAAAAACCAGCUUUUGGAUACCAGAGCUGACAAAAUCAAAGAUAAGAAACCAAGAAAAAAAGCAGUGGAAAGCUCCAGCAAUAGUGACAGUGAUUCAGGCUCGUCUUCAGACACCUCAAGUGAAGGCAUUAGUAGUAGUGACUCAGAUGAUCUAGAGGAAGACGAAGAGGAGGAGGAGGAAGAUCAAAGUGGUGAAGAAACUGAAGAUGAUUCUGACUCUGAGAAUGAAGCACAUCAUAAAAACAAAAACAAGGUGCUAAUGCAUAGUGGUGUAACAGAUAUGAAAGCAGAUGGACAGAAAACACAUGAAAAGUCCCAGGAAAAAAGAACACACCAGCAGAUACCUCUUAUGUCUGAUUCCCAGACUCACUCAUCAUUCCAGUCCCAGCAGAAGCAGCCUCAGGUUUUGUCACAGCAGCUUCCCUUUAUUUUCCAAAGCUCUCAGGCAAAGGAGGAAUCUGUGAACAAACACACAAGUGUAAUACAGUCUACGGGAUUGGUGCCCAAUGUGAAACCUUUGUCUUUGGUAAAUCAAGCCAAAAAGGAAACUUAUUUAAAACUUAUAGUUCCUUCUCCUGAUCUACUCAAAGCAGGGAACAAAAAUACCUCUGAAGAAUCUAAUCCUUUGACCAGUGAUGUAAGAUCAAAACGGGAACAGUACAAACAGACAUUCCCAGCAGCACAGUUAAAGAAGCAACAAGAAUCAUCCAAGAACCUGAAGAAGGUUAUCACAGCUUUGUCAAGUCCGAAACCAACCUCUAGUUCACCAGCUCAUCCAAAACACACAUCUUUAGAAAACAACCAUUCAAAUCCAUUCUUGACAAAUGCACUUUUAGGUAAUCACCAACCCAAUGGAGUAAUUCAAAGUGUCAUCCAGGAAGCUCCUCUAGCACUUACCACCAAAUCCAAAUCCCAGCCCAAGAUAAAUGAAAACAUAGCUACUUCAAGUAGUACUUCAUUUUCGUCACCAGUAAAUUUAACUACGUGUGGUAAAAAAACGUCUGGUAACCGGACACCUGUUAUGCCCUCUACCUCUCCUCUGUUACCUGGUCCAGGAAAGGAAAAAGCUGUCAGCAAUAAUACGGUUACAGCAGUAAAAACACAACAUCGCCUUCAUUCUGCAAAAUCUUUAGUGGAACAAUUUAGAGGAACAGAUUCAGACAUUCCUAGCAGUAAAGACUCUGAUGAUUCAAAUGAUGAAGAUGAUGAUGAUGACGAUGAUGAUGAUGAUGAAGACGAGGAUGAUGAUGAUGAUGAUUCAGAUGACAGCCAAUCAGAGUCUGACAGUAAUUCAGAAUCUGAUACUGAAGGGUCUGAAGAUGAGGACGAUGAGGAUGAUAAAGAUCAAGAUGAAUCAGAUACUGAUACUGAGGGAGAGAAAACUCCAGUGAAGCUGAAUAAAACUACUUCCUCCGUGAAAAGCUCUUCCAUCAAUCUCACAGCUCACUCUACACCACUUAAUCUCCAAGUAGCAAAGACUCCUAGCUCUGCUCCUGCUGCCUUAUGUCCUGAAUCCCAGUCGCCAGUUUUUCUUGGGACACCGCCUUCUACACUUACUCCAAGUACACACUGUGGUACUUCAAAAAGGCGAAGGGUAACAGAUGAACGAGAGUUGCGUAUUCCUUUAGAAUAUGGCUGGCAAAGAGAAACACGAAUAAGAAGCUUCGGUGGUCGUCUUCAGGGAGAAGUAGCAUAUUAUGCACCAUGUGGAAAGAAGCUAAGACAGUAUCCUGAAGUAAUAAAGUAUCUCAGCAGAAAUGGAAUAAUGGAUAUCUCAAGGGACAAUUUCAGCUUCAGUGCAAAAAUAGGAGUGGGUGACUUCUAUGAAGCCAGAGAUGGACCGCAGGGCAUGCAGUGGUGUCUUCUGAAGGAAGAGGAAGUCCUUCCCCGUAUCAGGGCCAUGGAAGGGCGUAGAGGACGACCACCAAAUCCAGAUAGACAACAUGCUAGAGAGGAAUCAAGAAUGAGGCGUCGCAAAGGCCGACCUCCAAAUGUUGGUAGUGCUGAAUUUCUAGACAACAGUGAUGCCAAGCUGCUAAGAAAGUUGCAGGCUCAAGAAAUAGCUAGGCAAGCAGCACAAAUAAAGCUUUUGAGAAAACUUCAGAAGCAAGAGCAGGCUCGAGCUGCCAAAGAAGCAAAAAAACAGCAAGCUAUUAUGGCCGCUGAAGAAAAGCGAAAGCAAAAAGAACAGAUAAAGAUAAUGAAACAGCAGGAGAAAAUUAAGAGAAUUCAACAAAUCAGAAUGGAAAAAGAACUUCGAGCUCAGCAAAUUUUAGAGGCAAAAAAGAAAAAGAAGGAAGAAGCGGCAAAUGCCAAAUUAUUGGAGGCCGAGAAACGAAUAAAGGAGAAGGAGAUGCGAAGGCAGCAAGCUGUUCUUCUGAAACAUCAGGAGUUGGAGAGGCAUAGACUAGAUAUGGUAUGGGAACGAGAAAGGAGAAGGCAACAUAUGAUGCUUAUGAAAGCUAUGGAAGCACGUAAAAAAGCAGAAGAGAAAGAGCGGUUAAAGCAAGAGAAACGUGAUGAAAAAAGAUUAAAUAAAGAGCGUAAACUGGAGCAGCGAAGAUUGGAAUUAGAAAUGGCUAAGGAGCUAAAGAAGCCUAAUGAAGAUAUGUGCUUAGCAGACCAGAAGCCUUUGCCAGAGUUGCAUCGCAUUCCCGGCCUCGUUCUGUGUGGAAGCACAUUUUCAGACUGUCUCAUGGUGGUGCAGUUCUUGCGUAACUUUGGCAAAGUUCUUGGCUUUGAUGUGAAUAUGGAUGUCCCUUCUUUGAGUGUUCUUCAAGAGGGUUUGUUAAACAUAGGGGACAGUAUGGGAGAAGUACAAGACUUACUUGUAAGACUUGUCUCAGCUGCUGUUUGUGAUCCUGGAGUAGUGACGGGAUACAAGGCCAAAACUAUUCUUGGGGAACAUUUGCUGAAUGUUGGUAUCAAUCGAGAUAAUGUUUCUGAGAUUCUGCAGAUAUUUAUGGAAGCUCAUUGCGGGCAAACUGAACUUACAGAAAGCCUAAAGACCAAAGCUUUUCAAGCACAUACUCCAGCUCAGAAAGCAUCAGUGCUUGCUUUCCUUGUUAAUGAGUUAGCAUGCAGCAAAAGUGUUGUAAGUGAAAUUGAUAAAAACAUUGAUUAUAUGUCAAAUUUAAGGAGAGAUAAAUGGAUGGUUGAAGGCAAGCUGCGGAAGCUUAGAAUCAUUCAUGCUAAGAAAACUGGCAAAAGAGAUGCUGUAGUAGGAGGUGAUAUAGGAGAAGAACAGCAUUCAUUGGAAACACCCACGCCAGGCCGCAAACGGAGACGGAAGGGAGGAGACAGUGAUUAUGAUGAUGACGACGAUGAUGACAGUGAUGAUCAAGCAGAUGAGGAUGAGGAGGAUGAAGAGGAUAAAGAUGAAAAAAAGGGAAAGAAGGCUGAAGUCUGUGAAGAUGAGGAUGAUGGGGACCAAACAGCAAGUGUUGAAGAGCUAGAGAAACAGAUUGAAAAACUGACUAAGCAACAAAGCCAGUACAGAAAAAAAUUGUUUGAAGCUUCUCACUCUUUACGUUCAAUGAUGUUUGGUCAGGAUCGUUACAGACGUCGAUAUUGGAUUCUACCCCAGUGUGGGGGUAUUUUUGUGGAGGGCAUGGAAAGUGGUGAAGGUCUAGAAGAAAUUGCAAAAGAGAAAGAGAAGUUAAAAAAUGCAGAAAGCAUACAUAUCAAAGAAGAGAUGUUUGAGACCUCAGAGGAAAAAUUAAACUGUUUAAGUACAACUCACUGUGAGCAAAAGGAAGAUCUUAAGGAAAAGGACAACACUAAUCUAUUUUUACAGAAGCCUGGCUCUUUUUCAAAGCUAAGCAAACUCUUGGAGGUAGCAAAAAUGCCACCUGAAUCUGAUAUUUUGUCCCAAAAACCCAAUGGCAGUGCAGCAAAUGGGUGCAUGUUGUCUUAUCCAAAUAACUCCAAAAACUCUCUCUGCAGCCUUCAGCCCACUGUUUCACAAAGCGGCACUGAAAAAUCAGAUCCUAGUAAUCUUUUUAAUCCCAUUGCAAGUGGGUCAGGGAAGUUUUACAAUUCUCCAUUAGUUCCAAAUGACCAGUUGUUAAAGACUCUUACAGAAAAGAGCAGACAGUGGUUCAGCCUUUUACCAAGGAUACCAUGUGAUGACACCUCAGUUACCAAUACAGAUACACCAGCUGCUUCUUCUACACUAACUCCUCAUUCACAUCCUCCAUCAAAAUCGCCUUCACCAGUCCCAUCCUCUCUUAUCAGCUCUGCCUCUGCACAGAGUUCUAUUGGAUUAAACCCUUUUGCAUUAUCACCGCUUCAGCAGAUGAAGACCGGAUUGCCUAUAAUGGGACUUCAGUUUUGUGGAUGGCCUACAGGAGUUCUUACUUCAAAUGUUCCAUUUUCAUCUCCUUUACCUAGUCUUGGAUCAGGGUUAGGUUUAUCAGAAGGGAAUGCUAAUUCCUUCUUGACACCUAGUGUUCCAACAAGUAAAAGUGAAUCACCAGUACCACAAACUGAAAAAGCAGCUUCUGCUCCCUCUACAGCAGUUGAAGUAGCCAAACCAGUAGAUUAUCCCAGCCCAAAACCCAUACCAGAAGAAAUGCAGUAUGGGUGGUGGAGAAUUACUGACCCAGAAGACCUAAAAGCUUUGCUUAAAGUGCUGCAUCUCAGGGGAAUAAGAGAAAAGGCCUUACAGAAGCAAAUACAAAAACACAUGGAUUACAUCACUCUGGCCUGCAUCAAAAAUAAGGAUGUUGCAAUUAUUGAAAUAAAUGAAAAUGAGGAAAACCAGGUAACUCGAGAUGUUGUCGAAAACUGGUCAAUAGAAGAGCAAGCGAUGGAGAUGGAUCUGGCUAUUCUUCAGCAGGUGGAAGAUCUAGAAAGGAGAGUUGCAUCAGCUAGUUUGCAAGUUAAGGGCUGGAUAUGUCCAGAGCCUGCAUCAGAGAGGGAAGAUCUGGUAUAUUAUGAACAUAAGUCAAUUACUAAAUUGCACAAGAAGCAUGAUGGAGAAAGUGCUGGAGGAGAAGAAGCCAGUACCAGUGCUCUAGAGAGGAAGAGUGACAACCCUCUAGAUAUAGCUGUAACCAGACUUGCUGACUUGGAGCGGAACAUAGAGCGAAGGUAUCUGAAGAGCCCCUUAAGUACCACCAUUCAGAUCAAACUGGAUAAUGUGGGCACAGUUACUGUCCCUGCUCCUGCACCAUCCAUUAGUGGUGAUGGUGACGGAAUGGAAGAGGAUAUUGCUCCAGGGCUAAGGGUAUGGAGAAGGGCAUUGUCAGAAGCUCGCAGUGCUGCACAGGUAGCUCUGUGCAUUCAGCAGUUACAGAAAUCAAUAGCAUGGGAAAAAUCUAUUAUGAAAGUUUACUGCCAAAUAUGUCGUAAGGGAGAUAAUGAAGAACUGCUGCUGCUGUGUGAUGGUUGUGACAAAGGCUGUCACACAUACUGCCAUAGGCCCAAGAUCACUACAAUACCAGACGGAGACUGGUUUUGUCCUGCCUGCAUAGCAAAGGCAAGUGGUCAAACCCUAAAAAUAAAAAAACUUCAAAUCAAAGGGAAAAAAAGUAAUGAACAAAAGAGAGGCAGGAAGUUAUCUUUAACAGGAGAUACAGAGGAUGAAGACUCUGCAGCUACCAGCAGCUCCUUAAAAAGAGGAAAGACAGACCCCAAAAAGAGAAAAAUGGAUGAAAAUAUUUCUGUUAACCAAUUAAAACAAGAAAGUUUCACUCCUAUCAAGAAACCUAAAAGGGAUGAGUCCAAGGACCUGGCUUUAUGCAGCAUGAUUCUGUCUGAAUUGGAAACUCAUGAAGAUGCAUGGCCUUUCUUACUUCCUGUAAACUUGAAACUUGUUCCUGGUUAUAAGAAGGUUAUUAAAAAGCCUAUGGACUUCUCUACCAUCAGAGACAAGCUAAGUAGUGGACAGUACCCAAAUCUUGAAGCAUUUUCCCUAGAUGUCAGACUUGUUUUUGACAACUGUGAAACUUUUAAUGAAGAUGAUUCUGACAUAGGCAGGGCUGGCCACAACAUGAGGAAAUAUUUUGAAAAAAAAUGGACAGAGAUUUUCAAAGUGAGCUGAAGUUAUCAGAACUCCAAUAUUUUUCCUUAAAUAAGGACAAAUGAGACCAGCAAUGUGAACUAUAUUUACAUAAAAGUGCAAGGCACAUGCAUAACUAAUGACUGUUUUUUUCCUUAAAGAAGUAUCACAGAAGAGUGAUACUAAUUCUAAAGGCUUCACUCCUACAGCAACCAUGGCCCUUGGUUAUUGGUUUGUGUGUUUUAUCAAACUAAUUUAGGUAGAACAGGGAAGCACACCCAAAGAAUUUCAAAGAAAGGGGUGUUAUAGUGCAAUAGCAAUUUAAAAUUUAUCAAAACGCACUGAAUAUUCAACCACCAGAGCUCUACUUGGGGAAAUGGUUCUCUUUUCCCUUUCAAUAAAUAUCUAUUUUUCAUUUUUUUUACUUUGUAGUUUAUUUUUUAGUGAAUGUAUUUAAUUUUAUGAAUUAUUUAUGAUUAAACAGCAUCCAGAAUCUUCGUUUUCUGUGAAAAGGAAGAAUUAGAAAAAUUGCUUUAAAUCUUGAAAAUACAACAAGGAAUGUUUUAAAAUAUAAAACAAAGCCAAGUAAAACUGUUUACACUGAUGUGCUGUGAAAGCACUAAAAAUUAAACUUUACUGUAGAGUUACAAGUACAUUUAUAUAUAUGUUGCUGCAUCACUUGUGUAGUUAAAUUGUAUUUCAAGACAGUGAAGAAAAAUUGAGACAUAUGUAUAUACUGUUCAUUAUUGUUUAUAUUAAGUCUUGUUUUAAAUAUGUAUGAUGUGUACAUAUUGUUUGAAGACAUUAUUGUUUAUGCCUUAGAAGGACUGUAGCAUUUUAUUUUAGUCUUAAGGUAAUUAUAGCUAUACGGCUUGUACAGUAAUUAUCCUCUACCAACACUGUGGAGUCUCCUUAAUCUUGGUAGUGCCUGCCUUCAAAACAGGGUGUAGGGGAUAUUAGUUUUCCAUUUUUCUAUUUUGUUAUAUAAUUUCAAGCCACCAGGGCCUCAAAUUCAAGUAUAAUCAUUUGUAUCCAUGUGGAAAAUAAAUUGUGACAAUUUCCUAUGCGCGUGGGCGCGCGCACACAGUAUUUUUUCAUAGAAACAUUUCCCUCCAUUUGCCUUGCCACAGAAAUAACAAAAGACAUUUGUAACCACUGUGUUUUAUCUACUGUGUGUUGUGGUGGCCUGUUGGGGGCAGAUAGAUCAGAAUUUUUUUUGUACCUAUGUAAGAGUACUUGAAGUUUUAUUUAAAACAAAAUGUUGUGGAAAAGGUAGCAUUCUUUUUUUUUUUAGGAGUGUUAUUUUUCACUAGUAUGUGUGGCACGGAUACAAUAAAAGACUGUUUUACAAACCA
Messenger RNA from Alligator mississippiensis (American alligator), 9079 nucleotides. It is a transcript of the gene BAZ2B, whose product is annotated as bromodomain adjacent to zinc finger domain 2B. The record is from RefSeq and is a predicted model, not a curated record. The coding region runs from base 1065 to 7766 and encodes 2233 amino acids. Gene Ontology annotation, molecular function: DNA binding; protein binding. NCBI's taxonomy places the organism in Eukaryota, Metazoa, Chordata, Crocodylia, Alligatoridae. The transcript has 39 exons.